AUUUGAUAUUCUGCUAUAUAAAAUAGUGACUGGAACAUUUUAUUGAAGUUAUGUCUGUUCCGUCUCUGUCACAGGGCCAGGUCGGAAAGAAGGUGAGAGAUUCUUUGUUUAUGUUUGGUUAUCACUUUACAAGUUUGUGUGUCUUCCUGGACCUGGUCUGUUCACGAUGCUUUGUAAUUUCGGUUCAAUCGAAAAAGUCAGCAGCCUGACUGUGUUUGGGCCUUUUCAGGGAGUGAAAGGUGUCCAAGGCCGGAGAGGAACAAAGGGAGUAAAGGGCAAGCGUGGACCUCCAGGGAAACCAGGUGCACCUGGUGAGCGCAGGCCUACACAAAGACAGGGAUCUAAACCUGACCCAAAACCGGGUCAGGACAAUGCCCUGAGGCCCAAAACCAGCACAAGAUCAAAACUGAAAAAGGUGCCAUCCAGUCUCCUGAAGCAAAGUGGAGGACCACAAAAACCAAGGCCGAUGUCCAGGAGGUGGUCUGAAGUAGAUGAGGAAACCUUCAGCCAGCCUCAGGGAACCAAAGAGGACCCUGCCACCACCUGCUACGAGCUGGGACUCAUCCACACACAUCUGAAUGAUGGUUACUUUUACAUGGACCCCAACCAAGGCUGUCCCUUUGAUGCUGUGAAGGUGUUCUGUAACUUCACAGCAGGAGGAACAACCUGCAUUGACCCUUUACAGUCUCCGAUUAAAUUCAGUCGGGAACCAGAAAUGAAGAAAUCGAAAAUGUCUGUCCAGUGGUUCAGUCAGCAGCACCGUGGAAACAAGUUUGAUUACGCUGGUGUGGAUGUCGUCCAGCUGAGGUUUCUGCGGUUACACAGCCACACAUCUUUCCAGCACAUGACUGUCAGCUGUACAGCAAACCGGAGAAGAACUAAUUCAGCCAAUGGGAUCCUUCACAUCCUGGGAGACUCUGGCAAAGAAAUCAUUUCCCACAUUAGCACGGUGUCCGGAAAAGGAUGUGAGGUGGAGGUGGUUGUGACGGUUCGCGGGAGCACGGAGCUCCAUCGAGGUGAUAUGGAGUUACUUCCUGUCAGAGAUCUGGGUGUAGAGAUGAGGUCGUUUUCUCCCCUUGUCUCUGAGAUCACUGUUGUUUUGGGGUCCCUCUGCUUCUUGUGACCUAUGAGGAGUGUGUGUGUUUGUGUGUGUUCCUGCACGAUGAACUGUAAAUAUCUCUUUUAUGUUGAAAGUAGGGAUAAAUGAUGUCACGGUAUUUUACAUGAACUAUUUUGUCAGGAUUAAUUUGGUCUUUGCUGUACUGUUUUUUGUUUAUAUUUAUUGAAUUGUUAGAUGUUAUCAUAUGAAGCAUUAAAUAAAUAGUUUUGAAAUGUUUAUGUAGCACCUGAUUUUAUGAGUGUUUGUAUCACAACUCAAUUUGUGUCUCAAUCAUCCUCACAGGGGGAAGAUAUGCAGCACUAUCAAAAUAAAAUGAUGACUUUGAACAUGUGAAAUGAAAUCGGGAUAUGUGCAUCUGUUGAAUUUUUUACGUAGCCUGCCUGUACCAUACAGUAGAUGGUCAAAAUAA
Messenger RNA from Anarrhichthys ocellatus (wolf-eel), 1529 nucleotides. Its product is annotated as collagen alpha-2(XI) chain-like. Bases 167 to 1123 code for a protein of 318 amino acids. The record is from RefSeq and is a predicted model, not a curated record. Gene Ontology annotation, molecular function: extracellular matrix structural constituent. The transcript is spliced from 7 exons. NCBI's taxonomy places the organism in Eukaryota, Metazoa, Chordata, Actinopteri, Perciformes, Anarhichadidae.